Molecule: messenger RNA, 11128 nt
Organism: Porites evermanni
Lineage: Eukaryota; Metazoa; Cnidaria; Anthozoa; Scleractinia; Poritidae
Source: the annotation of a GenBank genome assembly
UCCCUGGAGGAUCAUCCUCCAAUAUUGAAUAUUGAUGAUCAUUCAGCGACUACAAAUUGUCUGGCAAAGCGCGUCAAAUGGAUGCAGCUUACAAUUUUUCUGUUUCUGGGAGCCAUACCUGUGUCUGAAGAUUGUGGGUUGUUAGAUAAGAUUGGCAUGGCAGGUAAAGGUGACUUUCAAUACUCGAUUCACAGCAAAUAUUUACCGAAAUAGGUUCGAAUCUGAAAACCUUGCUUAAAAGCAGGAAGUUAGAAAUUUGAUAAUGACCAAAUUUAUUAAAAGCGCACGUGAUACAAAUGUGUAUAUAAGAGCUUUUUGUAUUUGCUCACUGAGACAAGAACAGUAGGUCCUAUCAAUACAUUGCGGUUACAGCAAGAGGUAAGUUGAGGUAAGGUUGAAGAAGAUGAACUGCGGAACUUUAAAUUUUUUCCGUACCCGAAUUAAUAUUUGGUAAGCCCCGUACAAAGCUGGCCGGAAAAAUAGAAGCAUCGAAAAGAUAUAUUCAUUCUCGGUUUCUCGGUUUCUCGGUUUCUCGUCGAACACGGUCAAUUUUCAACUUGAUAAACGAACAGUUUCUACGGCUCUAAAAGCCUUUAUAUGAAUCUGUUUAAUCUCCAACCUGGCGCUACCUAAGGAUACUAUUGACUCAGGACAAAAAGUUGGAAUAGUUUCUCAUGAAUGCGGCAAAGUGUACAUCGAAGAAACGGGAAAAUGCAUUCGUGAACGGAUUGAGGCCGAAAAAGAGAGUGGCAUAGCUUUCACUAACUCGGACCUCAGCUGUUUCUAAACACAGUAAACACAUAAAUACGACCGGGCAGUAUCCGCAUUGGGUCCUUUUGACCCUCGUAGGUAAUCCUCUCUUGUAAAAGAGACUAUCCGCAUACGAUUUCACUUUAACAACAUCAAUAGAGACAGUGGAAUUAUAUUGCGAUUCCAGAAGCGUGGAUGCCCACAAUUAAUCAGACACCGCACAGAAACCUCGGGAACGAGGUUGACCACAGCAGCCGAUCGGUACAACAGUGGCCAGUUGCUAUUCCUGAACACUAAUGACGCUAAGGAUGGAAAUCAAAAACCCAUGAGUGAGGUUCGAAAUGUGCCCAUCACUAACAAUCACGGAUAACAGUGACGCACAGCAAAUUGUACAUUAUCGGCUGAUGAAGACCAGUAGUAAGCGGUCGAAAUGGUUAUUGUGAGACAAACGAUAAACAACCCCUUGGGUAUCAUUCACAACAAUAAUACUGAGAUGUAGAGUUAUUUUGGCUACCGUGUUUGCACUUAUGCAUAGGCUCAUUUAAUAUUAGAGUGAGUCUUAUUUUACUGCCAAUGGUAUUUAUUUUAUCGAGAUAAACCAAGCCGAAACGGAAUGAUUAGAUAGGCAAGUCGUAUAAGCGUCGGCACUGUAAGUUUCAUUUUCGAAUGGGUUGCUCGCAAAUAGUUUACACUAAGGUUUUUUAAAAAAAUGUAAAAUGAAAAAUAUCUAUCUUAAAAAGACAUCGUAAACGUCUGCUCAAUAUUUACGUCGGUUAAAUGAUUACAUUUUUCUAGCACUUUUUGGCAGAUACAUAUUGAAUGUUUUCGUUUCUUUUUUGUUUCUUUUUCUGACUUUUGUUAAACAGAGCUUGAACCGAAGAAAAGAGACGGCUACUCACUGAUCCGGACAGAAGUCACAGAAGGCGAAAAAUUUCCAGAAAAAAUCUCAUGGCGGCGAGUUCGGUCGAAAAUGACGUCACAUCACCUAACAAAGGCAUACUCGAUUUUGACAAAGAGACCAUACUUGGUAAGAAAUUGCUAUAUUUUUGAAUCGGUAAUCUGUCUUUUAACUGCAGGGCAUUUUUGGUUAAGCGCUUAAAAGGUUAUGUGUUUUACAGUAUUAAACUGCUAACACACAUUCUAACCCGGCCUCCGAAAAUGGCCACGUCCAUACAAUGGCUUUCUCUCGGGGGCAACCAACGAAAAUAUAGUUCAAAACCACUUAAACAUAGCAUUGUUAAACGUGUUUUAGUAUUUAAACGGUAGAUAUAGGCAUAUUUUUAUCCCCUAAAAAUUUUUCAUCUGUUCAGAUUUCCUAGCUGGAAGUCUUGUGAUUCGAAAAUUAUAGACAACAAAACUUACCUUUUCGAAAAUUUCAGCCAGAAAAAAGGCUCCCGAAAAUUGUAGGUGACCUUUUUAGGGUAAAAAUCCGUUAAAAAUGGGCAAUUAUAGCAUUUUUUAGAAGUUCGAAAAUCCUAGGAGAGGCAGACUAGCAAGAAGUUUGCAAAAAAUGUUCAGAAAAUUCUAGAUCUCAAAUCGUCUUCCGAACAGAUAUUUUCCGAAAAUUGUCGUUGGGUGCCCCUGAUCUCUUCGAAACAGAGGAGAAAAAAAAGAAGAAAACACUUAAAACAGACUUUCAAAAGACACGAACAUUACCUAAUAGAAAUGCCAUAUCUUGCCAUGGCUCAAACGCCACUUGGCUCUCAUAGCAGACUAAACCUAACUCAAGUCCUCUUUGUUUAGCAAUAGCAGAAGUGUACUUUCAAGAAGGCAACAAGGAAUACCGGAAAGGAGAACUCAGGAAUGCCAUAUACUUCUACACUGAGGGAAUUAACGUGAGCUGCGAAGAUGACGAACUUAAUGCAAAGCUCUACAACAACAGAGCAGCAGCUCAUUUUUGUUUGGGUGAGUUCAUGUGCGCAGUUCAUGCUAAAAAUUGUAACUACUUCGGGAGAUCUCUACGGGCAUUUGCAAAAUGACAAGUUGAAGGCAAGCCGCUGUAAAAUACCACACAGAUGUGACGCGAAUGUUUUUUCGAGUCUGGUGAGAUGAAAUAUGCCUAUUCUUAAUGUUCAUUUUAAUACUUCCUUGUCAGUUCUAGCAUUUUUGACCAAGUAAAUUGAAGGAAAGUUUUAUGUUAAUGAGAACAAUGUUUCAUCCAACUUAGAGACACUCGUUAAAUAUGUAUUUUCUCUUCUUUCAUGUUUUCCUCAUACAUUAUCAAUCAAUUUUACAGUUGCUAAGUUAAGGGAUUUUGAAAAGGUUAUUAACAUACGCGAAGAAAUUUAAUGAGUCGACGGACCUGAAAUAUUUGAUGUGUGACGAACCACGAAACCAAAAAAAAAUUGAUGAAACCGUCAUAAGAAUGGAUGAAAAGAGAAAAAACUGCAGACAAGUGCCAAUCAAAAGAACUUUGAUGGUCUGAGUUACUUUGUCGUGAAUGAACCGCCUGGCAGCAAGAGAGAAAACCGAAGCAAACCUGGAAACAAAAAUUUAAGUUAAAACAACAAGAAGCACACUAGAACUGAAAAUUUGUAAAUUUAAACCAUCUAAUCGAUGUCAAAAAAGAAUGUUAUUGAGGACGAUUUAGCUUGGGUCACUGCUUAUGGAAUCCUCAAACCGAACAUGCUCCAUUUUCAAGGCCCUGAUCAAAGAUAUGGAAAUGAAAAUUACAGAGAAAUUGUACUCACACAACAGAAAACGAAGGUUGUUAACCUUCUCUGUACAGUUUUUGUUCUAUAAAGAAUGUAUUAUUAUUGUUAUUUUUCCGGAACGAAGGUGACACAUCAACGGACAGUGAACUUUUAAAAGGUGCGGCUUCGAUUGAGCCCCAAAGAUCGAUUUUCUGCGACAAAGCCGUUAGUAUCGUACCCACUGGCUUAGGUUUCCUAAAAUUAGUGAAUUGCAUAACAUUAACAAUUAUAUAAUUAUUCUAGGUUUCUGUUACUACGUCUUAUUAACAAUUAAGCACUGAGUUGGACAAUUAAAGGCCUUCAUUUGACAUCAUACAAUGUUUUUGAUGCCUGUUAAAUUCAAUGACGAAAGCGAAGCCUUUUCUAGCAACACGUGAUCACAGCCAUCACAUGCGGAGAACACUGAAUUUUAACUAUAUAAACAGUAAAAAGUUGCUUUGAUUUCCCGUAACACAAUCUAUAUUAUAGGGGUUUGUUGCUUCCUCGCUAUAAUGACUGCACGAUUUUUCCCAUCUUCCCACAGCGCCAGCGCUUUUUUUUUUUCACACAUAAAUAUAAAAGUACAAUUAUUUUAAAAAUUAAAAGUUCUCUUUCCUCAACAGGAAAUAACCAGGAAACCUUGAAUGACGCCAAAGCAGCCAUAAAUUUGGAACCAACUUUUAUUAAACCUAUAGUUAAAGGUAAAGGCUCUUUUCACGGUGGGUUUUGUUUGCAUUUUGGGUCAGUCUGUGUUCUAGAUAUUUUGAGUUAAUGUGAGUAAUUUCUAAGAACUAGAUUAAAUAUGUGCGGGGGAUCAAUAUGGGCGUUUACAUUGGCGAGCUGGGGGCGAGCCAUUGUAAAGCCCAUACAGAUGGCACACGAAUAUAAUGCUGUCUAUUGUGCUUGUGAAAUGUAACAAUAUGAGUAGAGAUCUGUAUCAAAAGUUAAUGAAUGCUGAUUAACUGAGCUGGAGUUUUUUCGUUUGUUUUUGUUUUUUCAUCAAAAGUUUUUGUUAUUUCUACUGAUAAAUAAUUCAUCAACCCAGUUCAGUUGAUUUUCCUUGAGGUUUACGGAGGUGUAGAUACUACCUAUUGAUUGGUCAGCUUUGUUGAACAAUUGAUUUUACAAAUAAAUGAAAAAUGAAAUUCAGGGAUUUUACGUGAAAAUAAAACAAACAGAAAAGCGGGAUAACUAAACAGAUAGAACAUUUGAGCGUCCAGUCAUUGUUUAAAGUAUUUUUAUACCGGCUGGAAUCACCAUCAUACGACAAGAAAAGGCAGCUUGUUAAAGACGAUGCCAGAGCUCUUUUUUCCGUUCGAACUAGGAAAGCCGAGUGGUUGGAUUUUCUAAUAGUAAUAAAGUGUGUAGUGUGUAGUUGUUACCAGCGGAAAGCUAUUUCAGUUGUUAUUUUACUACAACACUGAUACCUAACUUCUAGAGACCGCGGUCUUGGAUUGUACAAGUUAAGGCUACCAUGAUGUUUUGUCAGAGACCUUAUCGUACCUGCGAGCAGUGGUUUCUCUGGGCCGGACGCUGCGACACCACUGCACACAGGGUAUUAGAUUCUAGAACGCGGACGACAUAUUAUUAAAAUAUUUAAUUUUUAGGAGCGAGUGCUUGUGUAAAACUUCAUCUCUACGAAGAAGCCAUCAACUGGUGUGUCAAGGGAUUGGAAGUAUCCUUUUUUGGGACAUUCUAAAGGACCUCCAUAUCGGAUUUUACUGAAACUAUGCAAAUGGUUUACAUUAUAAAGGCAAAGCAGAUUUCAUGCUUGAUGUGUAAAUCAUUUUAUAAUUAACCAUUGUGCUGCUGUUGGCCCUGUUUCUUUCACAAAUUUUAACCAUACAAUAUUCUGGAAAAAACGAUUUUGCACAUUUAAUUCAUUUCUAGACGGCAGCAAAAGACUGUCACAAACUGGCACCAAAGUCUGUUUUAAAGGUCCUUAUCCUUAGUCAGAACUCUCAGGAGCGUAGCGGGAGGUUUGAAGGUGCGGCACGGAAAGAAAGGUUGAUCCUCCCUGCAAACCGGGGGAGGGGGGUCUGGGGGCAUGCUCCCCCGGAAAAUUUUUCAAAUUCAGGGGCUCAGAAAUGCCAUUUUCAGAUAAUAAAUACGAAGGAAAAUGCAAUAAUUAGCUGUUUAAUCGACAUCUCUAGUGUUAUCGGUAGGGUGCAACGUUUACGGAAUAAAGGUAAAAAACAGUGACGCCUUUAAGGAGGUUACAAGCAAAGGGCGAGAUGUCUACCCUUCAGACGGGUAAAUUGAAGGAUUUAUCAAUCUAUCCCGAUCAAGAGAGCUUUAUCCUCUCUCGUCCCGAUUUAAUGACAAAAAUGUUUUCAGGGAAUAUGAAAUAUAAUGUAUUUUCAAGAUUUCAGCCGGUACGCACGGACGUAUGUGCGUAUGUGGACGCUACGCUCCUGACUCGUCAGACCAGUCCAUUCGUCAAGAGAAUCCACUAUUAUGACUAUUAACCAGAACUCUAUCAACCAGUUCGGUCUUUUCCUAAAACUAUGCACGGUAGUGAUGUGUCCUUUCGAUAGAGAAAGCUAACGGAAAAACCUGAUUUCAUUCUCAAGCUGAACUACCUAGGUGUCUAGUUCUGGAUUUCGGUAAGCACCCUAGCUAGUUAAAUCGAAGAAGUCAAUUCUUCAUUCGGAAGAGUACACCAAAACAGCAAAAAUAACGUAACACAAGAAAGACCCUCUGAGAUUUUAUCAACCCCUUCCCUUGAUCUGUUGAGCCCUAGGCAAAAGUACAAUUCUAUUACUUCUUGGUACGAAGCUUGGAUAUUUAACAAUUAACGAAUGAGGCUGAGUAUCUUUGGCGGAUAACACCCUCCGAGAUCUCCAUAAUUCUUCAUAUGAUUCGAAAGCCGAUUCAAUGAUUGUUUUAUUAUUCAGUCAAAAUAAUUGCUAGUUUAAAAACAUGGCUAAAACACGCUUACCUCCAUCGAUCCAUCGAUGUUAAGUUCAUCUUCGAUAGUGCACGUUUAUUUUUGUCCAGCUCCGCAAAUAUUCUCCAAAUAGCAGAUGUCGACCUUCGAGUUGUCUUCUCGCUGUUCUUGUCACGUUUUUAGUUAUUUCUUCGCCUAGUUCUUACUCUUGAAACGAGUGAAAUAUCCGCCAUUUUUCAAGUUCACAACCAAAACAACUCAACCUCGUCCCAAGGUUUUCUCGGUUAACGGUGCCUUAACCUGCACGAACGUUGCAUUUUUGACGUCAUUUCCUCAUUAAACACAAAAUUCAGAAACUGGAUAUGGUGAAUUAUGCGUGUGCUUUUAGCCAAUCAAAUCGAGGAUUGAAUGAAUAAUAAAUCAAGUUAAUAACUACUCUUAAAUACUCUAUAAUAAGAAAAGCAAUCUAGCAAGUAAAGGUAAGAGGGUCAGGUAACAAUAACAACAACAACAACAAAUGGUUUCCAGAAAAUAGUGUUGCUUUGAUUUGUUUGGAUUUGCUUCAGUUUUGCUUAGAGUCAGGAGACUUCAGUUGUCAGCGUUUUUGUUCACUUCUUUGAUAUUACAUAGCUGAUAAGUAGCUGUUUUUUCCCUGUGAAUGAAAUGUAAAUGAUCUGAUUCACGAUACAAGAAACUAAAGACACGAACAGCUCUUUUACACCCUUUCCACUCAGUUCUGAUUUUAUAAAGAAUGGAAAAAAAUCUUAUCCUCUAUAAAGUUAAAUAAACUUAACGUUUAAAAGAUCAACAAAGACAACCCAACACUUCUGGCCUGUAAGGCCACAGCUAUCAUUGAAAGCACUAGAAAGCAGGUAAUAUGACCUUCACAAUUACACCCGAGAAGGAGCGCCUAAUGUACUAAAAUUCUCUUUAAAACGGCUAAUUUGCCUGGGCGGGUUCGGGCUCUCUAGUUCUGCACUACUGAAAUCAUUAUUGUGUGACGCCAAUGUGUCAUAGUUGGGACAGCUUCGCGAUCGGAAGAUGCAAAACCUGCUACGUAGUGCAGAAUACAGCGCAGAUGUGGAGCUCUCUUAUCAUGUAUUGCAGAGCGUUUAUGUGGUUCAUUAGAAUCGGCGAAUACUGGUGCAAAUGAGAUAUCAUUUUUUACCUUUUGAUAUAUUGCCCGUUUACUCAUCUCAAAUACCUCAUAUUACUUCAGACACGUUUGCUUUUAAUCAGAUUUUCUUCUAACUGUCAGCGGGUGCAAGUUCACCCCGGUUCCUUCUUGUGGCUCUGUAUUGGUUAUAGCCUGCAGAACAGGCUUUUUUGUUCGCUUUUUUGUGGCGAGUGAAGUCAAGCGCCGGAGGAGUGUUAGACACGCGCGACGCGAGAAGGCGCAGAAAAAAUGAAACGUUAUUUUUUCUGCGCCUUCCCCAGUCGCGCGUGUCUCGAGCUCCAUUCCCGCUUCGUUCGCUCGAAAAACGCGAAAAACCCCUCUUGUUUUGCAACUCUGUUCGUUUGCAUGAUACUAGCAUGUGGCUAUGCGAUUUCGCGCCAAAAUAACCUCGAGUUACAUUUGGGUUGCCAUACCUGUUGAUUGAGUUUUUUUAAAAUUGGUAUGCCUGUGGUGUGGUGUGGUGCGGACGGAGGGUCGGUCGGUGUACGGUCGCGUGAUUACCAAAUUUUUGCGCCUGCUGACCGCUCUCAGUGAAUAGUAAACCAAUCAGGUAGCCGUUGUAGAACAAAAGAUAAAAUAAAUGCAUGGCAGUAAUGUAUUGUUUGUCUCUGUACUCUUUUGUUUUUACAGGGUGAAAGUUGCUUCUCACCUAAAACUAAGAAAAAAGAAGUAGAAUACAGUUUUAAAGAAGAAACCUCAGUUAAAGGUGCAAAUUAUGCUCACUGCAGCAGUGACCUCGACAAAGCUAUGAGCUCCUUGAAGCACGCUAUAGAGAUUGCCAAAGAAGAGGGAGAUAGAGCUGAGGAAGGGCGGGCGUAUGGAAACCUCGGUCUCGUCUAUGACCUUUCAAAAAAUUUUCCUCAUGCGAUUGAGUGCUAUAAACUCCAAUUAAGCAUUGCUGAAGAACUGGAAAACUUGGCUCAGGAAUUUGCGGCUUGCACAAAUCUUGGCUGCGUUUACAAUAGUUCAGGAGACCCAAAAACAGCUUUCUACUACUAUGAAAGACUGUUAAAAAUUGCCGAAACCUUAGAAAAGAGAAGUCUGAAAGGAGUUGCCUAUGAGUGUCUUGGGAAGGCUUAUUACAAAAACAAAGACUUCAAAAAGUCCUUAGAGUGUCACAAACUUUAUUUAAAAGGCGAAAUAGAAAUGGGCGAUAAAGCUGGGGAAGGAAAGGCAUAUAAGUUACUUGCUAACGACCAUUACCGUCUGGGUAAUUUUCAAAAGGCAAUUGACUGCUAUCGGCUUUAUUUACAAAUUUCUAAAGAAGUGGGUGACAGGGAGAAUGAAAAAAAAGCUUACUUUUACCUUGGCCAAGCGUACCAGUGUAUCGGCAAUUUUAGGAAGGCAAUCGAAUGUCAUGAACUUCAUUUGACUUUUGCCACAGAGCUGAAUGACAGGGCUGGACAAGUCGUGGCGUACCAUGAUCUUGGCAAUGCCUACCAGUGUAUCAGAGAAUGCAAAAAGGCCAUCAAAUACCAGGAAAACUGUCUAAAACUUCUCAUUAAUGAAGAAAUUGGAGAACCGCACAGGUACAUAUUGUGCUCUGCAUAUUCUUGUCUCGGCAAUGCUUAUGGCCUUCUUGGAUUUUUUAAUCAAGCUCUUGACUACUGCCAACGCUGCCUUGAAAUUUCAACAGAACUUGGAAGCAAGGAAGGACAGGCAUCUGCAUAUUCUGGUCUUGGCAGUAGUUAUGUUCAUCUCGGAAAUUUCCAAAAAGCCGUAAAAUGCCACAAAUCUGAGUUAAAACUUGUUGCAAAAUUGGGAAAUAAAAAAAAAGAGGGACAAGCAAAUAGCAAUCUUGCUGUUGCUUACUCCCAUCUGAGAGAUUUCGAAAAAGCUAUACAUUGCCUAGAGUGUCAACUCAAGGUUGCCAAAGAAGUUGGAGACGCGGAGGGAGAGCAACGCGCGUAUUCGUUACUGGGUCGCUGUUAUUAUGACCUGGGAGAUCUACAAAUUGCAUUAGAAUACCACAACCGAUCCCUGAAACUUGCUAAGCGCAUUGAAGACAGUAUCGGUAUAGGGAUCGAGUAUGGACAUCUAGGGUCUGUAUACACAGAUCUUGGUGAUCCCAAAAAGGCGAAAGAAUGUCAUGAAAAGCAUUUAAAAAUUGCUCAACAGGUUGAUGACAGGGUUGGAGAGGCUAAAGCAUAUUUCGGUCUUGGUCGCAGUUUUGAAUCGGCGGGUUCUCUGCAAGAAUCCUGUAAAUGUUACCAGUCCAGCGUUAACAUAUUCAACGAAGUUAGGGCUUCUAUUUACCUAAACGAUGCCUUGAAGAUUACCUUUCGCCAUAUGUACAAAAGAGCUUACACUAGAUUAUGGCUCCUACUGUUGCAACAAGGCAAGGUGACUGAGGCUUUGUCGGCAGCAAACCAAGGGCGUGCACAGGCAUUACGAGAUCUCAUGAAGUUGAACUAUAGCCUGGAAAAACCUUUCACUAGUGUACAUACGCGUUCUUUGGAAGAAACCAUACUUCAGGCAUCUAGUACUAUUCCUUCAAAUGUGGCUUUCACGGCAGUUUAUGGCGAACAAGUUAUUUUCUGGGUCACUAGAAAAGGUCCAAAAUUGUCACUUACUUGCAGGAUUAAGAAAAUCAGUGACGGUUUUUCGCCAGAUUAUGCGCAAUCUUAUCUUUCUUCGUUGACGGAAAGUGUCCGUAGAGAUAUCGGUGUUAGGAUUUGUGUGAAAUGUGAGGAUCGUUCAUUGAAAAGGCUAGAAGAUAGUGAAUGGAUAGACACGGACCAGUCCGAGGCCUGCUCAAUGGCGCGUGAGGUCAAUCCUUUGAAAGUCUUGUAUGACAUUGCUGUUAGUCCCAUAGCAGAUUUGAUAAGCAGCGAUGAACUUGUCAUUGUUCCAGACGGCCCAUUGUGGUUGGUUCCUUAUGCUGCGUUCAUGACACCCAGGUCAAAGUACCUUUGUGAGACUUUCAGAAUCCGAAUGAUUCCUUCCUUAGAUUGUUUGAAAAUCCUCGCAGACUGUCCAGUGGGUUAUCACAGGGAAACUGGAGCUUUGCUUGUAGGAGAUCCAUGCGUGCAAGAAGUUGUUUUCCGUGGGAGAAGGAAACUUCAACAGCUUUCAUGUGCAGAAAAAGAAGUAAAAAUGAUCGGAAAAAUAACUAACACCAUGCCUCUCACUGGGACGGAGGCAACAAAAACACAAGUUUUGAAAAGUCUCUCCUCAGUGUCCUUGGUACACAUCGCAGCGCACGGUUGUAUGGAAACUGGAGAAAUUGUCUUGGCACCAAAUCCUAUACGAUCAUCUCCGAUACCCACAGAGGAAGAUUUUCUCUUGACAAUGACUGACGUUUUAAACGUGAAGAUUCGAGCGAAACUAGUUGUACUAAGCUGCUGUCACAGUGGUCGUGGAGAGGUAAAGACUGAGGGUGUGGUUGGCAUUGCACGAGCGUUCCUGGGCGCCGGUGCUCGAUCUGUUCUGGUAUCCCUAUGGGCCAUUGACGACGAAGCAACUCUGGAGUUUAUGAAAAGUUUCUACAAGUUUUUAGUGGAGGGACGAAGUGCGAGUGAAGCUCUUAAUCGGACCAUGAACUACAUGAGGGAAUCUGAACAGUUUAGUGAGUUGCGACUCUGGGCCCCGUUUAUUCUUAUUGGAGAUGACGUCACUCUGAACUUGGCCGGAAGGUAA